CGGGACUACGUUUCCCAAGACACCCUGCUCCCGUGCUGCGCCGUGGCUGCGGUGCCCCCCCGCCCUUCCAGCAACGCCGGCAGCUGGCUCGCUCCGGUCCCCCAGAGUGGAACCCUGCAGGCCCCGCACCUGGCGAUGGAAACGGCGCUCCCCGCUGUUGGCAAGGAAGGAAACCACCACAAAAUAACCAAGUUCACCUGAGGUGUCUGUGAAGGCAGGAAGAUGCUGUGGAAAGCGCUGCUGAGGAUGGAGCUGGGGGGGACGGGGAACCGGGCCCCCUCCAUGCACUGGCUCCUGUCCCCCGCCCUCCGGUACCGGUCCACUUCUGUCAUGGAUAACCACCAAGUGGAGCUGGCCCGAGAGCGAUCCAAGACAGUCACCUCCUUCUACAACCAAUCAGCCAUUGACGUCGCAGCGGAGAAGCCGUCCGUGAGAUUGACGCCCACCACCAUGCUGUAUUCGGGACGGUCGCAGGAUGGCAGCCACCUCCUGAAAAGUGCCCAUUACCUUCACCGCGAGCUGCCCGUCCGCAUCGCCCAUCGCAUCAAGGGCUUCCGCAGCCUCCCCUUCAUCAUCGGAUGCAACCCCACCAUCCUCCAUGUGCAUGAGCUGUACAUCCGAGCCUUCCAGAUGCUGAGCGAAUUCCCCCCGAUCAAGAACCAAGAGGCAGAAUCCCAGUACUGCAAACUAGUCCGGCAGCUGCUGGAUGACCACAAGGACGUGGUGACGCUGCUGGCUGAGGGGCUGCGGGAGUGUCGCAAACACAUCCAGGACGAGAAGGUCAUCCGCUAUUUCCUAGACAAGACGCUUACCUCCCGGCUGGGGAUUCGGAUGCUGGCGAUCCAUCACCUGGCGCUGCACGAGGAAAAGACGGACUUCGUGGGAAUCAUCUGCACCCGUCUCUCCCCAAAGAAAAUCAUUGAGAAAUGGGUGGAUUUUGCUAGGCGUCUGUGUGAGCACAAGUACGGGAAUGCCCCCCGGGUGCGGAUCAAUGGGCAUGUGGCUGCUCGCUUCCCCUUCAUCCCCAUGCCCCUCGACUACAUCCUGCCAGAGCUGCUCAAGAACGCCAUGAGAGCCACCAUGGAAUCUCACCUGGACACUCCGUACAACGUGCCCGACAUUGUCAUCACCAUCGCCAACAACGACAUCGACCUGAUCAUCAGGAUUUCGGACCGGGGUGGCGGGAUCCCCCACGAGCACCUAGAGAAGGUGACGGAUUAUCACUUCACCACGGCGGAGUCCAGCGCCCAAGACCCGCGCAUGAACACCCUCUUCGGGAACAUGGUGGAUAUGGUCAACAGCGGCCAGUCAGGCCCGAUGCACGGGUUCGGCUUCGGGCUGCCGACCUCCCGGGCCUACGCCGAGUACCUGGGGGGCUCGCUGCAUAUCCAGUCCCUGCAGGGCAUCGGCACCGACGUGUAUCUCCGUCUGAAACACAUUGACGGCAAGGAGGAGAGUUUCCGCAUCUAGAGACUUCCCCCCUCUCGCUGGCCCGCGGCCCCCUCUGGCUCCGCAUGGACAUCGGCUUUGCUUCCCGUGACUCUGUGCUUGGAUAUCUACGGACCCGAUCCCAAGGCCCCGGACUCCUGGGUUCCCAGGGUCUCCGCAAGGAGGCAGGACUUGGUGCUUACGGACAGGACGUCGCCUCCUGCUGGUUAUUCCAAUCCCGCCCCUGGGAGCACCCUAAUGGAUUCUUUAUUCCAGGGGAGCGGGGCAUGGGUCGGCCCCAAUCCCAAACAGGUUUUGAAGGCAACGGACGCUUCCUGGCGCACGUACCUCCAUUGGUAGCUCCACACUGCCAGCACCUUGCACACUCGUUUUCUCACCCUUGUUUCAUUCCCUUCUUCUGAAGAAACAGAGUUCAAUCCUUGAGGGGGCCAUUUAGGGAUCUGGGGCAAAAAUCUGUCUGGGGAUUAGUCCUGCUUUGGGCAGGGGGUUGGACUAGAUGACCUCCUGAGGUCCCUUCCAACCCUGAGAUUCUAUGAUUCUAAACCAAAUCAAAGGAUGGCAUUGGAGUGGGGGGAAGACUUUUAUUGCUGUGCAUGGCUCCAGACUCGCUCCCCCACCUUUCUCUCCAGCCCCACCCCUUCACACUUUGGACAGGGGAAGAUUUUUAUAGUUGCGCCUGGAUGCUGGAUUCCCCUCCCACCCACUGCACAUGGCUGAUGCCAAUUCGAGCCCUGUAUUUUGUUUUCCUGCUUUCUUGUUUGUUGUGGGGGGUGGGGCAGGAUGUGGAUUUGACUCCCCUCCUCGGGAGUGGCCGGGGGAACCAGACCCGUGACGUGUAUCUCGCUGUGAUUCCGAUUAAAAGUGCCGAUUCUGAAAG
Messenger RNA from Trachemys scripta elegans, 2326 nucleotides. It is a transcript of the gene BCKDK, whose product is annotated as branched chain keto acid dehydrogenase kinase. The record is from RefSeq and is a predicted model, not a curated record. NCBI's taxonomy places the organism in Eukaryota, Metazoa, Chordata, Testudines, Emydidae. Gene Ontology annotation, cellular component: mitochondrion. The transcript is spliced from 13 exons. Gene Ontology annotation, biological process: protein phosphorylation; regulation of glucose metabolic process. The coding region runs from base 223 to 1470 and encodes 415 amino acids. Gene Ontology annotation, molecular function: pyruvate dehydrogenase (acetyl-transferring) kinase activity.